Thunnus maccoyii (southern bluefin tuna) is the source of this 4872-nucleotide messenger RNA. RefSeq names its product mediator complex subunit 23 (gene med23). Bases 146 to 4372 code for a protein of 1408 amino acids. Gene Ontology annotation, biological process: positive regulation of gene expression; regulation of transcription by RNA polymerase II. Gene Ontology annotation, cellular component: mediator complex; transcription regulator complex. NCBI's taxonomy places the organism in Eukaryota, Metazoa, Chordata, Actinopteri, Scombriformes, Scombridae. The record is from RefSeq and is a predicted model, not a curated record. The transcript is spliced from 30 exons.
UGCGGUUGCACGUCUCACGGCGCAUUCAUUCCGGUGUCUGUUAGCAUUUAGCUUGUUGGUAGCAUCACCUGCGCUCACUGAAAGGAGCAACCUGGUAGAUUUGUGUGAUGAUUCGCUGAAAAUUGGCCCUUUUGUUGCUGCAACCAUGGCGCUUUCGAUGGAAACGCAGCUCCAGAGCAUCUUUGAGGAUGUUGUGAAAACUGAGAUAAUAGAAGAAGCCUUUGCUGGGAUGUUUAUGGACACUCCAGAGGAUGAGAGGACGAAACUGAUCAGUUGUCUUGGAGCCUUCAGACAAUACUGGGGAACGCUACCACAGGAGUCCCAUGAACAGUGUGUGCAGUGGAUCGUGCGGUUUAUACACAGCCAGCACAGCCCCAAAAGAAUCUCCUUCCUCUACGACUGUCUCGCGAUGGCUGUGGAGACCAGUCUGUUGCCGCCCAGGAUGGUGUGUGUCGCCCUGAUAAGCUCAGACAAUUUGGAGUGGGAGAGGACUCAGUUGUGGGCCUUAACUUUCAAACUGAUUCGAAAGAUCAUCGGAGGGGUGGACUACAAGGGCGUUCGAGACCUGUUGAAAGCUGUACUGGAUAAAAUUCAGACCAUUCCUACCACUAUCAGCUCAGCUGUAGUACAGCAGCUGCUGGCUGGCAGAGAGGUGGUAGAGUAUAUACUGGACAGAAACGCCUGCCUGCUUCCAGCCUACUUCGCCGUCACAGAAAUCAGAAAACUGUAUCCAGAGGGACAACUGUCACACUGGCUGCUAGGCAGUUUGAUAUCAGAUUUUGUGGACAGCUUCAGACCCACAGCCAGAAUCAACUCUAUCUGUGGUCGGUGCAGCCUGUUACCGGUCGUGAAUAACAGCGGGGCCAUCUGUAACUCCUGGAAAUUAGACCCCACUACCCUCCGCUUCCCUCUGAGAGGCAUGCUGCCAUUUGACAAGGACCUGUUUGAGCCACAGACGGGUUUGCUGCGCUACGUGUUAGAACAGCCGUACUCUAGAGAGAUGGUCUGCAACAUGUUAGGACUCAACAAGCAGCAUAAGCAGCGCUGCCCCGUGUUGGAGGAGCAGCUGGUGGACCUGGUGGUCUACGCCAUGGAGCGCUCGGAGACCGAGGAACACUUUGACGCAGACAUUGGAGGAACUAGCCAGUUGCUGUGGCAGCACCUCUCCUCCCAGCUCAUCUUCUUUGUGUUGUUUCAGUUUGCCAGCUUCCCACACAUGGUGCUGUCGUUGCAUCAGAAGCUUGCAGGUAGAGGUCUUAUUAAAGGGAGAGACCACCUGAUGUGGGUCUUGCUGCAGUUCAUAUCAGGAAGCAUUCAGAAGAACGCCUUAGCCGACUUCCUGCCUGUCAUGAAGCUCUUUGACCUGCUGUACCCAGAAAAAGAGUGCAUUCCAGUUCCUGACAUUAACAAGCCCCAGUCGACUCAUUCCUUCGCCAUGACGUGCAUCUGGAUCCACCUGAACCGCAAAGCUCAGAACGACAACUCUAAACUACAAAUACCCAUACCGCAUUCUCUGAAACUACACCACGAGUUUCUCCAGCAGUCGUUGCGUAACAAGACCCUGGGCAUGUCCGACUAUAAGAUCGCCCUGCUCUGUAAUGCCUACAGCACCAACUCUGAGUGCUUCACGCUGCCGAUGGGCGUCCUGGUAGAGACCAUCUACGGAAACGGAAAUAUGAGGAUCAACCUGCCCGGCACCAACUGUAUGGCAUCAGGAUCUGUCACCCCGCUACCCAUGAACCUGCUGGACUCACUCACUGUACAUGCGAAGAUGAGUUUGAUCCAUAGUAUCGCCACGCGGGUCAUAAAGUUGGCCCAUGCUAAAUCCAGCAUCGCCCUGGCCCCUGCGCUGGUUGAAACAUACAGCAGACUGUUGGUCUACAUGGAGAUCGAGUCCUUGGGCAUCAAAGGAUUCAUCAGCCAGUUGUUGCCCAACGUGUUUAAGUCUCACGCUUGGGGAAUCCUUCACACGUUACUGGAGAUGUUCAGCUACAGGAUGCACCACAUCCAGCCGCACUACAGAGUCCAGCUACUGAGUCAUCUACACAAUCUGGCUGCUGUGCCCCAGACCAACCAGAACCAGCUGCAUCUAUGUGUCGAGAGCACAGCUUUGCGUUUGAUCACAGCGUUGGGUAGUUCGGAGGUGCAGCCUCAGUUCACCCGCUUCCUCAACGACCCGAAGACGGUUCUGUCGGCCGAGUCUGAAGAGCUGAACCGAGCCCUGAUCCUCACCCUGGCCAGAGCCACACAUGUCACUGAUUUUUUCACAGGGUCCGACUCCAUCCACGGGACUUGGUGUAAAGACAUUCUCCAGACCAUCAUGGCCUUCACACCUCAUAACUGGGCUUCACACACUCUGUCCUGCUUCCCUGCUCCACUACAGGCGUUCUUCAAACAGAACAACGUUCCUCAGGAGUCCCGUUUCAACCUGAAGAAGAACGUGGAAGAAGAGUACAGGAAGUGGAAGUCCAUGGCCAAUGAGAACGACAUCAUUACCCACUUCUCCAUGCAGGGCUCACCCCCUCUCUUCCUCUGUCUGCUGUGGAAGAUGCUGCUAGAGACGGACCACAUUAACCAGAUAGGCUUCAGGGUCUUGGAGCGUAUCGGGGCUCGCGCACUGGUGGCUCACGUGCGCACAUUUGCCGACUUCCUCGUCUAUGAGUUCUCGACUUCAGCUGGUGGACAGCAGCUCAACAAGUGCAUUGAAAUACUCAACGACAUGGUCUGGAAAUACAACAUCGUCACCCUGGACAGACUCAUCCUGUGUCUGGCGAUGCGUAGCCAUGAGGGCAACGAGGCACAAGUGUGUUACUUCAUAAUCCAGCUGCUGCUGCUGAAGCCCAACGACUUCAGGAACCGAGUCAACGAUUUUGUCAAGGAGAAUGCUCCUGAGCACUGGCUGCAGAGUGACUGGCACAACAAGCACAUGAGCUACCACAAGAAAUACCCAGAGAAGUUGUACUUUGAGGGUCUUGCAGACCAAGUCAACCCUCCCAUGCAGCUCCAGCAUCAGUACCUUCCCAUUUACUUCGGCAACGUGUGUCUACGCUUCCUGCCUGUCUUUGACAUCGUCAUCCACCGCUUCCUGGAGCUCCUUCCUGUCUCCAAGUCGUUGGAAACGCUGCUGGAUCAUCUGGGAGGGCUGUACAAGUUCCACGACCGUCCAGUGACCUACCUCUACAACACCCUUCACUACUACGAGCGACACCUGAGAGACAGAACCAACCUGAAGAGAAAACUGGUGCAUGCUAUCAUGUCUUCAUUGAAGGACAACCGAACCCCAGGUUGGUGCCUUAGUGAAACGUAUCUGAAGUUUGGCAUGAACCCCAGAGAAGACAACGUUUGGAUCCCUGACGACACCUACUACUGCAAGCUGAUUGGACGUCUGGUGGACACCAUGGCGGGAAAGUCACCUGGCCCGUUCCCCAACUGUGACUGGAGGUUCAACGAGUUCCCCAACCCCGCAGCGCAUGCCCUGCACGUCACCUGCGUGGAGCUGAUGGCUUUGGCCGUGCCGGGAAAAGAUGUCGGCAACGCUCUGCUCAAUGUGGUGCUAAAGAGCCAACCUCUUGUUCCCAGAGAGAAUAUCACAGCCUGGAUGAACGCCAUUGGACUUGUCAUCACUGCACUGCCUGAACCCUACUGGAUCGUUCUCCACGACCGCAUCGUGUCUGUGAUUGGUUCUCCGGCGCUGACGUCAGAGACGGAGUGGGCCGGCUAUCCGUUUGCCUUGCUGGACUUCACAGCCUGCCACCAGAGCUACAGCGAAAUGAACUGCAGUUAUGUGCUAGCGUUAGCACACGCUGUCUGGCAUCACUCAUCCAUCGGACAGCUGUCUCUGAUUCCCAAAUUUCUGUCAGAAACACUGAAGCCCAUCGUCCAGACAGAGUUCCAGUUACUCUACGUGUAUCACCUGGUCGGGCCGUUCCUGCAGCGCUUCCAGCAGGAGAGGACACGAUGCAUGUUGGAGAUCGGCGUGGCCUUCUACGAGAUGCUCCAGGCAGUGGACCAACACUGCCAACAUCUUAGCUACAUGGACCCAAUCUGUGACUUCCUCUACCACAUCAAAUACAUGUACACUGGAGAUAGUGUGAAGGAGCAGGUGGAGAAAAUCAUCAUGACUUUGCGUCCGGCCAUGAAGCUGCGACUGCGCUUCAUCACGCACACCAGCAAGAUAGAGACUUCAUCAUCAGCUGCCGCUGCUGCCGCCGCCGCCGCUGCCGCCGCCGCCUCCUCCUCCUCCUCCUCCUCCUCCGCCCCCACAGCCUCCUCCUCCACCCCUCAGCCCUCCUCGUCCUCCUCCUCUUCACUCUCGUCCUCCGCCGCCGCUGCCUCGCCCUCCUCCACGCAGCACACACACACACCUAUGUAGGCGGUAAACGCAAACAGACGGAGGUGCAAUCAUGACAGUGGACGGUUCACACACACACACACACAAAACCAGACGUACUUUCAGAAACAUUUUUGUGAUUAGUUGUUUUCUUGACUUGGAUUUUGCUCGAAAUAUAAAUGUUGAUUGUACUUUCACAAACUAGAACCCUGGAGGGCUGAUUGUGUUCCCUGAGCAUGAGUCUUGUUCAUAAGUGCAUAUAAACAUCCUUUUUCCCAGAAUCUCAACUCACAAAAUAAUAAAUCCAGGCUGAUUUUGUUGUCAGAGAAUAUUAAAAUGAAUUACUUCGACCUGGCACAGAGGUACCAAUAUAUGAAGCGUCUUCAGCAAAAAGUCUAGUGAAUUAUCAGGUCUGGUAUCUAUCAGACAGCAGCUCUGUCAGCAGUCAGGUGUCUUAAGGAGAAUCCCAUAAUGUAGCUUAUUUCUGUUAUUGUCAUGACAUUUUUAUUUUUCUGUUUGUAGUCAAUUUUUUAUAUUGUAUA